This is a messenger RNA of Stegastes partitus (bicolor damselfish), 1680 nucleotides long. It is a transcript of the gene ctu1, whose product is annotated as cytosolic thiouridylase subunit 1 homolog (S. pombe). The record is from RefSeq and is a predicted model, not a curated record. Gene Ontology annotation, biological process: tRNA wobble position uridine thiolation. Lineage: Eukaryota; Metazoa; Chordata; Actinopteri; Pomacentridae. Gene Ontology annotation, molecular function: tRNA binding. The coding region runs from base 144 to 1175 and encodes 343 amino acids. The transcript has 3 exons. Gene Ontology annotation, cellular component: mitochondrion; cytosolic tRNA wobble base thiouridylase complex.
CAUGAUGAAACAACAUGCUGCCCCAUGUUGUGUGAUACUUAUGUUAUUUAAGUAAAAAGAGUCAUAUUUGAAAAGUGUUUUUCUGUUGUUCUUCAUCCCGACAUCUUCGGUUCAAGCCUCAGUUCGUCGAAGACUUCGUCAAGAUGCCUGCCCAGUGUAGCAGUUGCACUGAGAAACGUGCUGUGCUGAAGCGUCCAAAAACCGGCCACUCACUGUGUAAGGAGUGCUUCUUCUGGGCCUUUGAAGAGGAAGUGCAUCAGACCAUCGUGGCUGCAGAGCUGUUCAAAUCUGGGGAGACAGUAGGAAUCGCUGCCUCAGGAGGAAAAGACUCCACUGUGCUCGCACAUGUAAUGAAGCUCCUAAAUGAGCGAUACAGCUAUGGCCUGGAACUUAUGCUUAUCUCAGUGGAUGAAGGAAUCACCGGUUACCGAGAUGACUCCUUGGAGACCGUGAAGAGGAAUCAGCAACAGUACGAGCUGCCACUAAAGAUUGUGUCCUAUGAGGAGCUGUAUGGCUGGACUAUGGAUGCUAUAGUGAAGCAGGUGGGACUGAAAAACAACUGCACCUUCUGUGGAGUGUUCAGAAGACAGGCAUUAGACAGAGGAGCUGUUAUGCUGAAAGUGGACAAGAUAUGCACCGGUCAUAAUGCUGACGAUGUGGCAGAAACCGUUCUGAUGAACGUCCUGCGAGGGGACAUAGCUCGACUGCGCCGCUGUACUGCGAUCUCCACAUCCAGUGAGGGCGAAGGGGUCGUGCCGCGCUGCAAGCCCCUCAAAUAUGCUUAUGAAAAAGAGAUUGUUCUGUAUGCUUACUUCAAGAAGUUAGACUACUUCUCAACUGAAUGUAUCUACUCUCCCAAUGCUUAUCGUGGCUACGCAAGAACCUUUUUGAAGGACCUAGAGAGCAUAAGGCCCAGUACCAUAAUGGAUAUCAUCCACUCUGGAGAGAACUUGUCUGUGCGAGAGGGGGUGAAGAUGCCCGUCCAGGGAACCUGCAGCCGCUGUGGCUACAUCUCCAGUCAGGCGCUGUGCAAGUCAUGUGUGCUGCUGGAGGGGCUGAACCGAGGUCUGCCGAAGCUGGGUAUUGGCAAACACCACCGCUUGCAUGAUAAAAUCCUCUCCCAGCAGCCCCUAACUGAGAAGGAGGAGAGGAAGCUGAAGUCCGUUGACUUUUGACCAUCAGCAUAACCUGUUUUAUUUACCAGAAGAUAUAAGAAAUUUUUAGAAUAAACUACAUUUGAUAUGGGAAAAGACUAUGCAAAGAAAUCCAAUCUCUUGUUUUUGUUUAUGAUUCGCUGAAUAUUUAUUGAACUUUUCUAUGAACUUUUGAUUUUGGUAAACCAGAGAAAAACUUACAACAGUGAAGCAUCUUCACAGCAUAGAAAGUCCAGUCAUUGGUGUUUUAAAGCCACUAAACUGGAUGAUUGUUUCCAGUCAUGUAAAAAAAGUGCCUUUUGUUGUUGGGUACUUCUAAAUAAUUGCACAUGUAUCCAGCUGUUUUUACUGUAAUUGGCCACAUGUAUAUGGAAGUGUGUGAGAAAGAUUCUUGUUUUAAAUCUUUUUUAAUUUCUGCAUUUCUUAUUAAACCAAUCUUUGGGGAGGAUAUGAUGACAUGAUGUUAUAGACCUAUUCCAAGAUGUUCUAUGAAUGAUAAUUUAAUAAACACAUUGACCUUUAUUUU